Messenger RNA from Rotaria sordida, 2607 nucleotides. The record is from the annotation of a GenBank genome assembly. NCBI's taxonomy places the organism in Eukaryota, Metazoa, Rotifera, Eurotatoria, Philodinida, Philodinidae.
AUGACAACAAUAGUAGUAUCAAAUUCAAUUGAUAAGGAUCAUAAUGAAGAAUCUUCUUCAAACGAUGAAGUAAAUUUACCUUCAGACGGAACAAUUCGUUCUAUUACUGAUCGUUUACCUAUGGGACCUAUUAUUGCUGCUAGUCGUCUUAUGUCUUGUUUAUCUAAACAACCACGCAAUAUAACAUCAAAACGUCACUAUACAGUAUCGACUAAUAGUAAUGGAAAAUCAUCAUUAUUAAAACCAAUAUCUAAACGAAUUUCAUCAUCUCAAAGUCCAUCAUUUCCACGAUCAACAUCUAAUUCAAAUUCAUUACAUGAAAAUUCAUCUCCAGCAAUGCGUAAUUCAACAACAACACCAUCAAAUUUAAAUAGUUUCUCUAAGACAGUAACAACAUCAAUAACACCAACUACACCAACACCUGAUACAAUUGGAUUUAAAUUUAAUUAUGAUCCAACAUAUACACAAUUACGUGAUUUAGCUGAUACAAAUUGUAGAUAUUUUUCUCAACAAAAAACAGAUGUUUGUAGAAGAUUUGAACGUUUAUUAAUACAACUUUUACAUUCAAUUGAUUUAUCCGUACCACUUAUUCAAUAUCUUAUAGAUAAUUUUCAUCAUUUUGACUAUAGUCCAGAAAUUAAAGCUAAUGGUUAUCGAUCAUUAGUUGUAGCACAUGGUCAAGCAUGUGAACGAACAUUAGAUAUACUUCGACAAGUUGAUACAAAACGUGUUGGUCUUUUAUUUAAUCUUAUGUAUUCAUCUCGAUUAUUUCAAGAUCUUGAAUCUUGGACAAAAGCACUUAUAGCAAUGCAACAUAUAAUAGCAUUAGCUGUUAAAAUGAUUGAUUAUUCAGAAAAGAAAGUAUUAUAUGUCGAUGCUGAUCAUGUACCACUUGAUAUUGAACUUGAUUAUUUUAAAAUGGUUGCAUUUGAUUCAGAAUAUUUCUUUGGUCGAACAUGUGGAUUUCAAUUUGCUCCAUCGAUGCAAACAAUGCUUACUUUUCUAUUAGCUGGUUUGGCUACUUAUCAUGAAACAUAUAAUCGACCAAUAACAUAUGCAGCUGCUAGUCUUGCAACAGCACCUAAAUAUAUUUUAUUUCCAGAACAACGAGCUAAAAAGUGUGCUGCUAUAUUUCGUGAUAGUGAUUAUUUAUUUUGUAAAUCAUUUUGGAAUAUUGUUGAUCAUGAUUAUGUUAAAAUGGGUUCACGCUAUAUUGUACCUAAUGUAACUGUAUCAAAAUAUUUUCAAAUUGGACCUGAACCAAUUGAAAUUAAUUCUAUUAUUAUUCCACCACCAACAGCAAGUGCUGGUAUUGAUGAACCAAAUGAACGUGCAGCUGGAAAUAUUGGAGCUGGUUCAGAUAGUUCAACAGGUUCUGGUAGUAAACAACCAAAACAACUUGUUAAUAUAAAACUUUUAUCAAAUGAAAUACGAGAAGGUAUGAAUGAAUUACCAUUAAAAAAAAGUGAUCUUGAAAUAUCAUCAACAACAAUUUCACCAAUGAGUGAUCAUCUUCUUUUACAUAUACAUGGUGGUGGAUUUAUUGCAACAUCAUCAACAACUCAUGAAGUUUAUUUAAAACCUUGGGCAUUAGGUCUUGAAAUACCAAUUGUAUCUAUUGAUUAUUCAUUAGCACCUGAAUAUCCAUUUCCACGUGCUAUUGAAGAAUGUUUCUAUGCAUAUGCAUGGGUUUUAAAAAAUGCAAAUAAACUUGGUUGGACUGGUAAAACACUUUUACUUGUUGGUGAUAGUGCCGGUGGUAAUUUAGUUACAAUUGUUACAAUGAAAGCAAUUGAAGCUGGAUUAAGAAAACCAGAUGCAAUUAUUUGUUUUUAUACACCAUUUCUUCUCGGUUAUAGUAUGUCACCAUCUCGAUUGAUGGCAAUUAUGGAUCCAUUAUUAAAUACUGGUUUUCUUUGGCGUUGUCUUGCUGCUUAUGCUGGUAUAAAAUCUGAUGAUGAACCUCCUCAUGAUGAAUUAGAAUCUGCUAUAAUUCCUAAUCAGAAUGAUAGUUUAUCUGAAAAACAACAUAAAAUUAACAAUAUUAUAUCAUCACCCGAUCAAAUUGUACCUCAAUCAGAUAAUUCUUUCAAAAAUGAACAAAUUUCAAAAAAUUUAGAAUAUAUUCGAGGAGAUACAUAUUAUUCUCAAUUAGGUGAUAUAAUGGGCUCACGUCAAGCUCGUUUACUUCGAAAACUACGUGAAUCAACCUUACCAAAUAAUCCAUAUAUGUCUCCAUUACGUGCAUCAGACGAUAUUCUACGACAAUUUCCAACAACAUAUCUUAUUGCAUGUCAUCAAGAUCCUUUAUUGGAUGAUUCAAUAACAUUUGCACGUCAUUUACGUUCAUUAUCAGUUGAACAUCAUGUAGUUAUUGUACAGAAUGUAACACAUGGUUUUCUAAGUUUUUAUAAUGCAAAUAAUAUUUGUAAAGAAACAACUAAUCGUAUUAUGAAUGAUUUUGCACGACGCUAUAAUAUCAAUGGAUCAUUAUUUCCAUCAUCCUCAUCAUCAUCAAAGAGAAAACAGCAUAGAAAAAACAUUUUAGCACCAUUAACAAAUCCAAUUUUUCCAAUGCCAAUAUCUACAGAUAUAAUCGAUGAAUAA